Molecule: messenger RNA, 11665 nt
Organism: Cloeon dipterum
Lineage: Eukaryota; Metazoa; Arthropoda; Insecta; Ephemeroptera; Baetidae
Gene: rg
Product: rugose
Exons: 49
Coding region: 98-9565 (3155 amino acids)
Biological process (GO): intracellular protein localization
Cellular component (GO): cytosol; membrane
Molecular function (GO): protein kinase binding
Source: RefSeq, a predicted model, not a curated record
UGGAUGCUUGUCGGUGUGCAGUGAUGGUCGCCUAAGCACCAGGGGCUGCGUGCACGUGGCGGCUCAAACCCACCCACACUUCAGUGUUAGCACAAAGAUGGAUUCUCUGGAGCGAGUGGUCAACUCGGCGCCGCGCGUCCCGGCCCUGCCGUCGCCCGACGACGACGAGUCGGCCGCCGACGCCGAGGUCAGGGCCGCGGCGCGUCGAGUCACCUCGCUGACGCGCGGCGCCGCCUUGCCGACGGCCAACGACUGUCGCGUCUUCCUCUCGAGGGCCAACGGCGCCUCCCCGGGCGACUUCAGUCUGGCGCCCAAGCGGCCAGUGCUCUCCGGCUUCCUCGGCGGGGGGCCCAAGAACAAACACCUCAGCGGCCAGUUCUGCCUCGGAGGAGACACCAUGGAGGGCAUCAUCCAGUGUCUCGUCUUCCUCAAGGCCUUCUCGCUGGUCGGAGGCGAAUUCGACAUGGAACUCAACUUUGUGAUCCAGGACGCGCAGAACAUCCGCCACAUGCUGGAGCUUCUGGACCACUGCCCGCCCAGCUUGCAGGCUGAGAUCUGGAGCGUGUUCAUCGCCAUCCUGCGCAAGAGCGUGCGCAACCUUCAGGCGUGCACCGACGUCGGACUAAUCGAGCACGUGCUGAUCCGGCUGAGUCGUGCCGAAACCGUGGUCGCAGAUCUGCUGAUUGAAAUGCUCGGCGUUUUGGCCAGCUACAGCAUCACCGUGAAAGAGCUCAAAUUGCUGUUCGGUGCCAUGAAGGCAGCUAACGGCAAAUGGCCGAGACACUCCGCAAAGCUGCUCAACGUCCUACGACAAAUGCCGCACAGGACGGGCCCAGAUGUCUUUUUCAGUUUCCCAGGUCGCAAAGGAUCGGCGAUCGUCCUUCCCCCUCUCGCGCGCUGGCCUUACGAGAACGGUUUCACCUUCACCACUUGGUUCAGACUGGAUCCAAUCAACUCGGUGAACAUCGAGAGGGAGAAACCAUACCUUUACUGCUUUAAAAACAGCAAGGGCGUGGGUUACUCGGCCCACUUUGUAGGCAACUGUUUAGUGCUCACGUCGAUGAAAGUAAAGGGUAAGGGCUUCCAGCACUGCGUCAAGUACGAGUUCCAACCCAGAAAGUGGUACAUGAUCGCCGUCGUGUACAUUUACAACCGCUGGACAAAGAGUGAAAUCAAGUGCUUCGUCAACGGCCAGCUAGCGUCCAGCACCGAAAUGGCGUGGUUCGUGUCUACAAACGAGCCUUUCGACAAGUGCUACAUCGGUGCGACGCCAGAGCUGGACGAGGAACGUGUGUUUUGCGGUCAGAUGUCGGCCAUCUACCUUUUCGGGGAGGCUUUGACCACGCACCAGGUGUGCGCCAUGCAUCGGCUUGGACCCGGCUACAAAAGCCAGUUCAGGUUUGACAACGAAUGCUAUUUAAACCUCCCAGACAAUCACAAAAGGGUGAGUUUGGACGAUGAGAUUUCUGUAGAUAGUGCUGCAAGCAUGACUCCUGAGUUCAACCUUUUCACUGUUCUUUACGACGGCAAGCUAUCGAGCGCAAUAGUUUUCAUGUACAACCCAGUGGCGACGGACAGCCAGCUCUGCCUGCAGUCGGCGCCAAAGGGCAACCCAGCUUAUUUUGUUCACACGCCACACGCCCUUAUGCUACAGGAUGUCAAAGCGGUCGUCACACAUUCCAUUCACAGCACCCUCAACUCCAUAGGCGGCAUUCAAGUACUGUUUCCGCUCUUCUCUCAGCUCGAUCUUCCCUAUGACGGAGGGCCCAAUUCAGCUGAAUGCAAGAAAGACCCUAAUUUGUGUGCUAAACUGCUCGGCUUCAUCUGUCACUUGGUGGAAACGUCGCAGACCGUCCAGCAGCACAUGAUCCAGAACCGCGGCUUCCUGGUGAUCAGCUUCAUGCUGCAGAAGGCGUCGCGUGAGCACCUGACCAACGAGGUGCUGAGCUCAUUCCUGGCGCUCACCAAGCACCUGGUCACCUGCCUCUCGGGGCACAGUGAGUUGAUGCUCAAACAGUUGUUUUGCUUCUCGUUCCUCACGUGGCAGCUGCUGGACCACGUGCUCUUCAACCCUGCCCUCUGGAUCUACACACCGGUGCCUGUGCAAACUCGACUCUACUCGUACCUGGCCACCGAGUUCCUCGCCGACACGCAGAUCUACUCGAACGUGCGCCGCGUCUCAACCGUCCUGCAAACCAUGCACACCUUAAAGUACUACUACUGGGUGGUCAACCCCAGAGCCAAAAGCGGCAUCACCCCCAAAGGCCUUGAUGGUCCUCGUCCGCAGCAAAAGGACAUUUUGGCCAUCAGAGCGUACAUUCUGCUCUUCCUGAAGCAGCUGAUCAUGAUCGGCAACGGCGUGAAAGACGACGAGCUGCAGAGCAUCCUGAACUAUCUGACCACAAUGCACGAGGAUGAGAAUUUACACGACGUGCUGCAAAUGCUGAUUUCCCUGAUGUCGGAGCACCCUUCCUCGAUGGUGCCAGCCUUUGACGUGAAGCAGGGAGUGCGCACAGUUUUCAAACUGCUGGCUUCCGAGAGUCAGUUGAUACGCCUCCAGUCACUGAAGCUGCUCGGAUUUUUCCUCAGCAGAAGCACGCAUAAGAGAAAAUACGAUGUGAUGAGCCCUCACAAUUUAUACACACUGCUUGCCGAAAGACUGCUACUAAAUGAAGAGACUUUAACAUUACCAACUUAUAAUGUGCUCUACGAGAUACUGACGGAGCACAUUAGCCAGCAAAUUCUUUACACCCGUCACCCCGAACCAGAAUCGCACUACAGACUAGAAAAUCCAAUGAUCUUGAAAGUUGUAGCUACCCUGAUAAGACAGUCAAAGCAGACGGAGAACCUGCAGGACGUGAAAAAGUUGUUCCUCUCAGACAUGACUCUGCUCUGCAACAACAACCGAGAGAAUCGACGAACUGUGCUGCAGAUGUCAGUGUGGCAGGAAUGGCUGAUUGCCAUGGCGUACAUCCACCCGAAGAACACUGAGGAGCAGAAAGUGUCUGACAUGGUGUACUCGCUGUUCCGCAUGCUGCUGCACCACGCGAUAAAGCACGAGUACGGUGGCUGGCGAGUGUGGGUUGACACGCUUGCCAUCGUUCACUCGAAAGUCUCCUAUGAAGAGUUCAAGCUGCAGUUCGCGCAAAUGUACGAGCACUAUGAGCGGCAGCGAUCGGACAACAUCACCGACCCAGCCGUGCGGCAGAUGCGUCCGAUCAGCACCAUCUCUGGAUGGGAGCAGCAGGCAGUCAACGGCUACCAGAGCUCACCGUCGCUGCCCGACGAGACGCGUGCAAUCGAUCAGGACAAAGAGCAGCAGCAGGAGCCAGACCCGUCACAGGAGUGCCACUGUGACCUGGGCGAGAACGCUGACGACCUGGCCAAAUACCAACAGCAGGCCAUGAAAAUCAUCGACGACAAGCAGAGUGACUUCCCAAUCGAUUUUGUCAAGCCCGGCGAGGGGGCCGAAGCGAAGGAGGAGGUUCUAGGUGGAGGCACCAGCACCGAGUCGCUCAUCGGCAGCGGAGAGAAGUCGUCCGAGUCGCCGGUGAGCAGCCAGUCGCCGCAGAAGGAGCCCGGCACGCCCUCGACCGAGACAGAGACAGAGGAGAGCCCCAUGAAGGCCGAGGAAAGUCCCGAAAAGUCUGAAGAAGGUCCCGAGAAGGUUGAAGAGGGUCCUGAGAAGGUUGAAGAGGGUCCCGAGAAGGUUGAAGAGGGUUCUGAGAAGGUUGAAGAGGGUUCUGAGAAGGUUGAAGAGGUCUCCGAGACGGUUGAAGAAGGUCUAGAGAAGGUCAAGGAAAGUCUCGAGAAGGUAGAGGAUGGUGCUGAGUCUUCGAGUAUAAAGGAGGAAAUUCCUGAGAGUGUGGAUGUCGAAAAGACUGUUGAAAAGGAGGAUGAAGUCUCAAUUGGAAAGGAGGAGAAAAUUGAGACAAGUGAAAGUUUUGAAGAUGCGAUUGGAGAGCUGAAGGAAAAUCCAAAAAUCGAGGAACCAGAGGUGCAAACAGAAGUCAAGGAACCUAAGGAAAAGACAGAAGUUCAAGAACCUGAGACCACCCUUGAAGAAAAGAAGGAAGAGGAAGAAAUUAAAGAGCCAGAAGUAAUAAUUAAAGAAGCAGAGGAAACCAAAGCAGAAGCAGCAGAGACACCAGAGCCUGCUGAACCUGAAAAGGUGGAAGAAGAAUUGACUACGACACCAUCCCCAGAGAGCUCGUCACCGCCCCCGAGUGCAGAGCCACCUGCCGAGGACGCAGGGGAGGUUCCCACUUCACCUACACCGUUGCCUGAGUCGAACCAAGUGCCAAAUUCUGAUGAUCCCAGCUGUGAUACGUGUAAUAACCAGGACGCGGUGGUGCCCAGUUUACCCUCACCCAAUAGUGAUCUUGUUUUGCCGCCAAAAACAGUAGUGCUGCAGAAGGAGCCGUCAGUGGAGGAGAAUCAAAACGAAACGCCAGAAAAGGAGUUGGUCAGUGUGCUGAGCAUCGACGAGCCGGCCAAGGAUGAAUCGGUGAAGCGUUCUCCACAGAAGCGCCCGCACAGCUCGUCGACCGCCACCCAGGUCGAUCCGGUUCACUUUGAUUCUAAGCGCUCAAAGUCGGGAUCCUCAACCGGCUCGAACAAGGGCCAAGGCGGCCGAACGAUGUUUAGUCCUGGACCAACCCGACCUCCAUUCCGUAUUCCUGAGUUUAAGUGGUCGUACAUCCAUCAGCGGCUCUUGUCGGAUGUGCUCUUCUCGCUGGAGACUGACAUUCAAGUUUGGAGAAGUCACUCAACCAAAUCUGUCCUGGACUUUGUCAAUAGCGGCGAAAACGCAAUUUUUGUGGUCAAUACGGUGCACCUGAUUUCACAGCUGGCUGACAACUUGAUAAUCGCUUGCGGCGGCCUCUUGCCACUGCUAGCUUCCGCAACCUCACCAAAUAGUGAACUGGAUGUGAUUGAGCCGACGCAAGGAAUGCCUGUCGAAGUUGCGGUGUCCUUCCUGCAGAGGCUGGUGAACAUGGCCGACGUGCUCAUUUUCGCAAGCUCCCUUAACUUUGGAGAGCUGGAGGCUGAGAAAAAUAUGUCCAGCGGUGGCAUCCUCAGGCAGUGUCUCAGAUUGGUCUGCACAUGUGCGGUGAGGAACUGCCUGGAGUGCAAGGAGAGGAGCCGGCCAAGCAUUGCCAACGCGUCCUCGUCAUCUCUGCCCGCUGGCAGCAAGACGGCGCACCUGCAUUCACUGGUGCGCGGUCAGAACUCACCAAAGAUCUCCGCCUUCAAGAGCAUGGCCGAGAGUCUGAACUCGGUCGGCAGUCCUGUGAAGGACCCUGAAAAGCUGCUGCAGGACAUGGACGUGAACCGGCUGCGCGCAGUCAUUUACAGAGACGUGGAGGAGACGAAGCAAGCGCAGUUCCUCUCAUUGGCCAUCGUCUACUUUAUUUCGGUGCUGAUGGUGUCCAAGUACCGGGACAUCCUGGAGCCGCCUACGACUCCUCCGACGCCAAGCCCGGCGCCCCUGCGAAGCAACGGCACCAGCUCGCACCACCUGCACUCGCACUCGUCGCCAGAGUGCGGCGGGCGCUCGGGACGUCCCCUCUUCCCCCAGUGGUCGCACCACGUCCACCCCCAGUUCCUGCCCCCUCAUCCCCACCCCCACCAGCCGCCCCCGUCCCGCUCCCAUUCUAGACAAUACCUGCGAAACCACACAAAACUGCCCCCUCACAUGCGGCACACUUAUCGAAACAACAAUCGCGGGACAGGAGCGAUUCACGGAGAGGACUGCGCUGAAGACAGUGAAUAUGAAGUCAUCGUGGUCGAUGAAAACAACUCUUCUGUUCUAGAUCACGAGUCGUCAGUUGCUUCCUCCAUCAAGGCUAGAGGGCGUUCGGGAUCUGCUCAUAUUGCUCCCAUUGCUCACACGUAUGAUGUAGACUUGCCAGAAAGCGUGCGAUAUGCUCCAAUGAGACCUCGUACUCUGUCUCAACCAUUCGAGAGUGUGGACCCUGCUGAGGAGACAAACUGCAACGUGCCGGAGCAGAUUCCGACCGAGCUGACGACGCCAGCGCAGCCGCUGGAGCUAAUCGGCCAGCAGCAGGUGGAGGAGAGCUGGACCGACGUGAACCUGAACGAGGACAGCGACGCGCUGAACCGCGAGGACCACCACAACAUGCACAACUUCUCGCACUCUAACGAGCUAACAGAGCCGGCGGUGUGUGAGCGUGGGGACAAGAUGACCGCUGAGAUCUCAGUGGUCAGGGUGGUGCCCAACAGUCCGGACGCGUCCAUGAUGCCGUCGUCGGCGCGGCCCGAGGAGCUGCCCAUCAAGAGUCUGGUCAACACAGACAACCUGCCAGUGCCUACGCCGUCGAGGGAGGCCAGUCUCACGCAGAAGCUGGAGACAGCGCUCAGCUCGGUCUGUCCCCUCCUCAGGGAGAUCAUGGUCGACUUUGCGCCCUUCCUCUCCAAGACUCUCGUCGGCUCGCACGGCCAAGAGCUCCUCAUGGAGGGAAAAGGUUUGACGACUUUCAAGAACAGCAACUCUGUGGUGGAGCUGGUCAUGCUUCUGUGCUCGCAAGAAUGGCAGAACUCGCUUCAAAAACACGCCGGCCUGGCUUUCAUCGAGCUCAUCAACGAGGGUCGGCUCUUGUCUCACGCCAUGAAGGACCACAUUGUCCGUGUGGCGAACGAAGCCGAGUUUAUCCUCAACAGGAUGCGUGCUGACGAUGUCUUGAAACACGCUGACUUUGAGUCGCAAUGUGCUCAGACGCAAGUGGACAGGCGCGAAGAGGAAAAAAUGUGCGACCACCUGAUCACUGCCGCCAGACGCAGAGAUAAUGUCAUCGCCAGCAGGCUGCUAGAGAAGGUCAUCAACAUUUUGUCCAACAAGCACGGCGCCUGGGGAUUCAUGGAUCCGAAACAAGCUAGGCAAAAUGAAUAUUGGAAGCUGGACGUUUGGGAGGACGACGCGAGGCGCAGAAAGCGUCUGGUGCACAACCCAUUGGGCUCCAGCCACCCUGAAGCCACGCUCAAGGCUGCAAUCGAGCACGGUGCCCCAGAAGACGCGAUUCUGCAAGCCAGGGAGGAGUUCCACGCUCACCUCGCCGUCUCCAGGUCGCAGCAGCAAGCGUUAACCUCAUCCGACUUGCUUGAUGACUCGGAGUUAGCUGCUGAUGAUAGAGACCUGGACUGUGAUCUCACUGGCCCCAUCAACAUAAGCACCAAGGCGAAAUUGAUUGCUCCCGGCAUCACUGCUGCCGGCAUGGUCUCCAUCACCAGCACCGAGCUGUACUUCGAGGUGGACGAGGACGACCCUGAGUUCAAGAAGCUGGACGUCGAGGUGCUCAAAUACUGCGACCACCUCCAUGGAAAGUGGUACUUCUCGGAAGUGCGGGCCAUCUUCGCCAGGCGCUACCUCCUGCAGAACACGGCCAUCGAGAUCUUCCUCGCCAGCAGGACUUCGAUUAUGUUCGCCUUCUCGGACCAAACCACCGUGAAAAAGGUGAUCAAGGCGUUGCCCAGAGUCGGCGUCGGCAUCAAAUAUGGCAUUCCGCAGACCAGGCGUGCGUCAAUGAUGUCACCACGUCAAUUAAUGAGGUCAUCCAACAUGACGCAAAAAUGGCAGCGCAGAGAAAUCUCCAACUUUGAGUACCUCAUGUUCCUCAACACCAUCGCAGGACGUACCUACAAUGACUUGAACCAGUACCCCGUCUUUCCCUGGGUACUCACCAACUACGAGUCAACCGAACUCGACCUCAGCCUGCCUUCCAACUACAGGGAUCUUUCAAAGCCGAUCGGCGCUCUAAAUCCGAGCCGCAGAGCCUACUUCGAGGAGCGCUACGCCAGUUGGGAGCACGACAGUAUUCCUCCGUUCCAUUACGGAACUCAUUACUCAACAGCUGCCUUUGUCCUAAACUGGCUCAUCCGAGUGGAGCCGCUCACCACCAUGUUCCUGGCGCUGCAGGGCGGAAAGUUCGACCACCCAAAUCGCAUUUUCCACUCGAUCUCGCAGUCGUGGAAAAACUGCCAGAGGGACACGUCCGACGUCAAGGAGCUGAUCCCAGAGUUUUUCUUCCUGCCGGAAAUGCUGGUCAACUCGAACAACUUUAAACUUGGCCAUCACGAGGACGGCGUAUCAGUCAGCGACGUCCAGCUGCCACCGUGGGCCAAUUCGCCGGAGGAGUUCAUCAGGAUCAAUAGAAUGGCCCUUGAAUCUGAAUUUGUGUCGUGCCAGUUGCACCAGUGGAUCGACCUGAUCUUUGGCUACAAGCAGCGAGGACCUGAGGCAGUCCGCGCUACAAACGUGUUUUACUACCUGACUUACGAAGGCAGCGUUGACCUGGAGUCCAUCUCAGAUCCAGUGAUGAAGGAGGCCAUUGAAAACCAAAUUCGCAACUUUGGUCAGACGCCGUCGCAGUUGCUGAUGGAGCCUCACCCACCGAGGAGCUCUGCCAUGCACUUGUCACCAAUGAUGUUCUCGAGCAUUCCUGACGACGUGUGCAUGAGCAUGAAAUUCCUGUCCAACUCGCCAAUCUGCCACAUCUCCGCCAACACGUACCCGCAACUGCCGCUCCCCUCUGUGGUCACCGUCACGGCCAACCAACACUUUGCAGUCAAUAGAUGGAACCCAAGCUAUGCUGCUUCAGUGCAAUCUCCAAGCUAUGCGGAAACGCCUCAGGUCACUGCCACGAAUCUUCCCUUGUCAAUGGACCCUGUUUUGUCACAAUCAACGAAUAGUUCAAGCCCGGCUCUGAAGAGGCACUUGGGAGACAACUUCAGCCAAAAAAUCAGAAUCCGGUCAAACUGCUUCGUGACAACCGUGGACAGCAGGUUUUUGGUCGCUUGCGGCUUCUGGGACAACAGCUUUAGAGUCUUUUCAACUGAGACUGCCAAAAUCGUGCAAAUCAUUUACGGACACUACGGCGUGGUGACCUGUCUGAGUCGGUCCGAGUGCAACAUCACCUCUGACUGCUACAUCGCGUCAGGAUCGGCCGACUGCACCGUGCUGCUGUGGCACUGGAACGCCAGAACCCAGACCAUCGUUGGCGAGGGAGAGAUUCCAACCCCGAGGGCUACCUUGACGGGACACGAGCAGCCUGUCCUGAGCGUCGUCAUCUCUGCAGAACUCGGCCUCGUUGUUUCAGGGUCCAAAAGUGGUCCCGUAUUGGUGCACACGACCUUUGGCGAUCUGUUGCGCUCCCUGGAGCCAGGCGCCGGUGCCCACUCGCCGGAGAACAUCGCCAUGUCACGCGAGGGUUUGAUCGUGGUCAACUAUGAGAAGGGCCACGUCGCCGCCUUCACCAUCAACGGCAAACGGCUGCGACAGGAAGCUCACAAUGACAACAUCCAGUGUCUGCUGUUAAGCCGAGACGGCGAAUACCUGAUGACCGGAGGGGACAAGGGCAUCGUCGAAGUCUGGCGCACCUUCAACCUGGCUCUCCUAUACGCCUUCCCUGCUUGUGACAGCAGUGUCCGUUCUAUCGCACUCUCUCACGAUCAAAAGUUCUUGCUAGCAGGAUUGGCGACCGGCUCAAUAGUGGUGUUCCACAUCGACUUCAACCGGUGGCACCACGAGUUCCAGCAAAGGUACUGAGUCACUCUGUUAGCGCUCAACGAACUGCAGUGUUUGCCCUCUUUGUUUCCCUCGUCGUGCAACAAUAAUGAUUACUAAAACACACACGCUACACUGUCCUGAGGCGAGCAUACGAAUUUUUCAGCCGCAGAACUUCCAUUCGAGAUAAAACUGUACUUAAUCGUGCGCGCAUGAAACAAUUAUAACUGUACAUUCCGGAAAAGAAAACCCAAUUUUGUAUUGUGAGUAAAAACAAAGAAACAAACAACAAAAAAGAAGAAGACACGGAACUAAGUAUAAGCAAAAAGAGUAUUUUGUACCAAUUUUAAUAUAACCACUUAAUUUUUGUAAGCAUUCCAAUUCUGUGAUUUUGCUUGAUAUGAAAUUGUCUUUGUCAUGUGUACUCUUCAAUUUGCGACAGAAAAAAAAAUACCAACAGCGAAUGCAUCGUGGAGUUUUUAAAAUUUUGAUAACUGCCUUUAAAAUGAUUGAGAUGCAGCAUUUUUUUUCUCUCCCUCUUUAGAUUCACUCAACUCACAUGGAAUUACUUAAGUUGUGCUCUAGUCUAACAAGGAUGCAAAUAUAUAACUUUAGCCCUUACUGAACGAGUUUUAGUCUAGUACGAAAGUCAACAAAAACACCAUGCUGUAAAUAGGAAAUCUAUUUAAAAAUACUUAUAUAGAAAGUUGAAUCGGUUCUCGGACGAGUAAAUAAAUAAAUAAAUAAAUCUUGUUUAGACAUGGAAAUUGAACACACACACACACUCACAAUUUAAUCUAAUAUGGGCGUCAAUUGAUGUUGGAGCGUUGCCUGCUGUUUUUUUCACUGUUUGCAGUGUGUCAAAUCGAAAAACUGACUCUCUAGUCAUAUAAGCAACUGUCGUACUUAAACGCGUUCCCCGCAACGCCGCACAUAAUAAUAAAUAUAAUACAACUUUGCUGAUUUGUAGCCGAAAAAAUCACACACUCGAGAGGUGCACGCACACAUUACAUUUUCCGCUUGAUUCCCUCCUUUCUUGUGCAGAAUGUUUGCGAAAAUGUGGUGAAAAUGUGUGCACACGCCGCCUCCAUGGUUAGUUGUUGCUAUUGCGCAAGUAGAAAAGAGUAAUUAAUCCGUUCCACUGCUGCUAGCCGCGCUCACGCCGCUUGACUUUUGAGAAAAAUAAGAAUUAAAAAAAAAAGAAAUCCAGAUUCUCUCCUUCCAUUGCACAUUCUGCGAUUUAAAGAAAAUAAGGUUUGUUAGACACGAUGGAAAACUUUGGUGUGGACGAAGUACUGAAAUGUUGUGACCGAGUGCCGUAUUUUUGUAUUCGAUUUUGUCUUGCGGACAAACGCUGUUUUCACGAAUGUACGAACGAAGCGCCCAUUCCUUUCCACGAAGUGUAGACCCGCCCGCCGCCUGAGAAAGUUGAAAAAUAAUAUCUGUGUAGUACUGUACGCAGCAAUUAAUGGCGCUUUGUGUUUGAAAAGAAGACACGUGAUCUUUUUAUCGAAUUGUUGAUUGAUUGUUAAGUAUUAUUAAUGUUAUUUGUGUUCCCGUAUGUAUUAUUGUUUGUUGUUUCUUUUUGCGUUCCCGUAUAAUAUCGUAACACUGGUUUGGGUUGUAGCAUUUAAAGUCGUAUAUCUUUAAAGAAAUAUGAAUAAAGUCUCAAAAAACUCACAGAGUAGACGAUCGAAUGUAAGCUUCGAUGAGCGUAGAUAUAUUAUAUAAAAUUUAAAACAUUUGUUUGGCUUUUAGAUUUUUAAACGACGCGCUGACCUUUUUGUCUUUUGAAAUCACACAAACACACACACAUUCAAUCUUUCACGUAGUUGGUGCAACGUAGAUAUUGAUGAAAAUCAAAUUAUUAAACACACACACCCACACACACACACCGUUUGAAGAGGAUGCAAUUAAUAUUCCACACCUGACACACGAGACAUUCUGGUGUAGCUUUUAGAAGAUGAAACUCUCAUACAUAACUGCAUUAACGUUUAAAUACACGAGGAAGGAUACGCAAUUUAUGUCAAACGCAGCAGAAAUUGUACUUAAAAUCUACCGAGUAAAGAUGAUUAUUGUAGAUGUUGUUAUGGAUGCAUUAAGUAUUAAUAAAGAUUAUUUGAAUUGUACUAGAAAAAUGUA